AUGCAAAAUAGCGUGGCUAUAUACUCAGCUACCUCGCGUGGACGUAUGCAACUCAUUUAUGGCGGGCAGCCUUUUAUCUUUGAGAAGACCCUAAAGCUGUCGACGGGCGAGGAGAAGCGCUAUUGGCGCUGCAAUCAAUGGUGGAAUCAAAAGUGCCGUUCACGUGUUUUUACCAUCAACGACAUUGUUUGCCCGCUGAACCGUUUUCACACGCACGAGGAGAUUGUGCGCCGCAAGAAGCGUGUACGUCGCGCACCUCCCGCAGAGUCUAAGCCCUUUCAGCAAUCAACACAAGCGCGCCAGGAGCCGCCUACGCAACAGGACCAGCAGCAGCAUCAUCACCAGCAGCUGGCCAGUGACGCUAUGUUGGGAACCACUUUAGGCGAUGAAGCUACAGCCACCAUAGAUGUUAAUGAUCUGGGCAUGCAUCUAAAGUACGAAGAGAUUGUGGCUGAUGUAACUGGCAUGGUGGGAGCAACACAUAGCCAUGGCCACACGCGUAUCUUAGGGCGCAAAAAAUAGUUUUUAGUGUUAGUAUAUUUAACAAGCAUUCAUUGUUUAUAAAAACACAUUCAGCUUAUAGUACUUAUAAACUUACGCAAGUAAAUAUUUUCAAUAAAAAAAAAGAGGAUUAACUAAGU
Messenger RNA from Drosophila busckii, 641 nucleotides. RefSeq lists its product as uncharacterized. The record is from RefSeq and is a predicted model, not a curated record. The transcript has 2 exons. NCBI's taxonomy places the organism in Eukaryota, Metazoa, Arthropoda, Insecta, Diptera, Drosophilidae. The coding region runs from base 1 to 522 and encodes 173 amino acids.